Molecule: messenger RNA, 1788 nt
Organism: Endocarpon pusillum Z07020
Lineage: Eukaryota; Fungi; Ascomycota; Eurotiomycetes; Verrucariales; Verrucariaceae
Exons: 1
Coding region: 1-1788 (595 amino acids)
Source: RefSeq, a predicted model, not a curated record
AUGGAGAAGGAAUCAAAUACCAGGGCACCCGAUGGGAAAGAUAUUGCUGGAAAUGCAAAGGUAAAAUAUAUUGUGUUCAGCCUCUGCCAGUAUAUUUGCACGUAUUAUUUGUUUAGCUGUCCUGGCACCACGCCCGCUAAGUCAUCUUCUGCUAUCUGCAUAGAUUAUUGGAACGCUUCGUUGUCAGCUGGUCCAUACCAAAUACCUACUCUCGCUCAACUGCGUGCUGAACAACAUCAUAUCACAUCACCGCCUUCGUUAUCACCUACCUACCCGCGAGUACCACACUUGCCCUUACCUUCCAGCUUCGACAAUAGCCCUAGCGAGAACCCAUCACCCAGCUGUCCCUACCCUCUUGACGGCUCGAACGAACGCAUUGCACGACUGAGGACUGAGUUGCAAGGUGUAAGAACUGGUAUCCAACGUAUAGUGUCAGGGUUGCACGAUUUGAACGAGACGACCCAUCAGCAAGAGCUUGCCGCUCAGGCCAGCAAUCUUCCUUCUUUUACCAUGUCUACACGAUCCGAGCGCUCACCUCCACAAGCAUCACGAUCAGUAUUCCAAGGUAAUCUUGACGCUUCUGCAUGGUCAGCAAACGUCCCUAGCCCGCCACGGUUCCACAAUCCUUCGACUGUCAGAAACCUUCCUCGUCUAGACACAGUGAGGCCAAGACCGAGCGGACAGGAUCCAAUGCUCCGAAUUCGGCAACGCGCGUACCUUGAAUCAGAUCAGCAACGUCAGACGGGUCCUAUCAACCCAGCCGGUGACAUAACGGCUCGUAACGCUCACCCACGAGCGGGACUCGAGAACCCUUUCCAGAUCCUUGGAAGUAGAGAGGAAGUCGAACGCCCUGACUACCAGAGCCCUGUUACAAACAUGUACAGCAAUACGUGGGGUGAGUAUCGGAAUGCCGAAGCAGCAAGACAGAGUCAGAAUGCUGCUGCUUCGAAUGGGAUCUCUGCAGCAGAAAGCCGACAAACAAUGAUCGCAAACCCACUGAUAAAUCCUCCUGCUAUGCCACAAUACACGUCAACCUACUUUGCAACUCCAGGGCCUAACGGUCCCCAGCCAUACCUGAAUCCCAUAAGCCUACAAGGCAUUACAACGCCAGACAUAACUCCACCAGCGCGACAUCCACAACGAGAAAACUCAGCAGCACCGCCGCUACGCUGGUCGUAUCACCAUAUGGCAUCCGCUUCCAGCAGUCGCAGGCAACAAAAUCUUAGUGCGCCAGAUCGAGGAAGUGGGAGUUCUGAAAGCACCUCGUCCGUUCGUCGUCCGUCAGAUGCCAGCCGAUCAGCCACUCAGCGUGGUGAGUCAGAAGGGGGUGCUUUUGGGCGGGCGUUGGAAAUUUCUGGGGUUGAUGUGAUGGCAGCUCGCACAGGCUAUCCAUACCUACUACCUGGCAGCCUCUCUCGAGAUCAUUACGUCCGCGAGUAUCUCGCCCGUGAGACUGGGUCUGACAGUGAAUCUGAGCCGUUCCUCACGUUUGAUACACAGGAUCGACCCCCUCCCAUGGAGCCCGAGUCGAUGAUGCUUGACAUGGCGUGUUCAAUCUGCAAAGAGCAUCUCAUUGACACUGUCGUCCUUCCUUGCGGACAUGCAGUAAUGUGUAAUUGGUGUGCCGAUUUACAUGUCCCAAGUCGAAAGCACGACAAGAGCACGCCGAGGGAUAGAUCAGCCAAGUGUCCAAUGUGUCGGACGAAGAUCAAGCAGAAGGUACGUCUCCUCAUUCCCAAGUUCCCACCUUUUUACCAAUGCAAACAGUUCAAAAUCUUUCAUUCAUAG